AUGACUUACCUAAAACUCAAAAUUCCCUCCCUCAACGACAUUAGCAUUCACGACAAACUCGAAGUCGACGUCGAAGGAAUAGAAGACGGUAAAGUCCUCCUCGUCAAAUCCGAGAAUGGAACUGUUCACGCUUUGAGUCCGCGGUGCACGCAUUAUGGGGCUCCGUUGAAGGGUGGGGUCCUGGAGGGUGAGAGACUUACUUCCUGCUUCAACAUAACAACCGGCGACGUCGAAGACGCACCAGCCCUAAAUGCGCUAAACAAAUACGAAAUCCUCGAAAAAUCCGACGGCAUCUACAUCCAAGCCGAAGAAUCAGAUAUAAAAUCCGGACACCGAAAUCCCGUCUCGAAAUGCACCGUCUCUAGUGAUGAGAGGGUUCUUGUUGUUGGAGGAGGAAGCGCAACAAUAGGCUUAACCCAAUCCCUCCGCGAAAACAAAUACACGGGCAAAAUAACAAUCCUAACAAAAGAACCAACAACCCAAAUAAUCGACCGACCAAAACUCUCAAAAGCCCUCAUCGCCGAUCCAUCAAAGAUCCUCCUCCGCCCGAAAGAAUGGUACAAAGAUGCCGGCAUUGAGAUCCUAUCUCAGGAAGUUACGUCCGUCGACUUUGACAAUAAGUCCGUCUCCACGGCUUCGGGGGAGAGGUACUCAUAUACUAAACUCGUUCUUGCGACGGGUGGUGUUCCGCGACGAUUGCCGUUGCCGGGUUUUGAGGACGACGUGAAGAAUAUUUAUACGCUUAGGAAUGUUGAUGAUGUGAAAUCUAUCCUAGAUGGAAUUGCCAAUAUCAACACCAGCAGCGGUAGCGGCAAUGACGGCAAAAAGCAAAUCGUCGUUAUAGGAUCAUCCUUCAUCGGCAUGGAGGUAGGAAACGCACUCGCCACCCAAGAUCAAAAUCACGCCGUCACGAUAAUCGGCAUGGAAUCAGCACCAAUGGAACGAGUCAUGGGUGCGGAAGUAGGACGCAUUUUCCAGAAAAACCUCGAGAAAUCGGGGAUUCGGUUUAUACUUGGUGCUUCUGUUGAAAAGGCCUCGGCCAGCUCUGGCUCUGGCUCUGGCUCCAACGUCUCCGCAGUCCAUCUCAAAGAUGGAUCCGUGAUUCCCGCAGAUAUCGUCAUUCUAGGCGUUGGCGUUCGUCCCGCGACGGAUUUCUUAAAGGGAAAUCAGGCAAUUCAACUUGAAGGAGAUGGAUCUAUUCGGACGGAUGAGAAUUUCGCUGUUCAGGGACUGGACUCGGUCUUUGCUCUCGGUGAUAUAGCUACAUUCCCCUACACCGGGCCCGGCGGAGGAGGAUCACACACACGCAUUGAACAUUGGAACGUAGCGCAGAAUUCGGGACGGAGUGUUGCUCGUUCAAUUUCGCACGCUGCUGGCUCUGGAAAACUCAAGCCGAAGAAAUUUAUACCGAUUUUCUGGUCUGCGCUCGGAGGGCAGAUGAGGUAUGCUGGUAAUACGGUGAACGGGUAUGAUGAUAUCUUUAUCUCUGGGGAACCGGAGAAUGGGAAGUUCGUGGCGUAUUAUUUUAAGGGGGAGAUUGUUGUUGCGGUUGCUACUAUGGGGGUUGAUCCGGUUAUGGUCAAGGUUGCGGCGCUUAUGAGGGUUGGUAGGAUGAUUGGGAAGAAGGAUGUUAUUUCUGGGGUGGAUGUUUUGGGGGUUUGA
Molecule: messenger RNA, 1662 nt
Organism: Penicillium cosmopolitanum
Lineage: Eukaryota; Fungi; Ascomycota; Eurotiomycetes; Eurotiales; Aspergillaceae
Gene: nfr1
Product: putative AIF-like mitochondrial oxidoreductase (Nfrl)
Exons: 3
Coding region: 1-1662 (553 amino acids)
Cellular component (GO): cytoplasm
Molecular function (GO): flavin adenine dinucleotide binding; oxidoreductase activity, acting on NAD(P)H; 2 iron, 2 sulfur cluster binding
Source: RefSeq, a predicted model, not a curated record